GCAGCCAAGCUUGCUUGUGAUAGAGAUGAUUAAAGUUCUAGACAGAGAAACUGAAUAGAAUUAAAACCCUAACAAACAAUUGGACAGAGCAAAAGAAGAAGAAUCGUAGAGAUAGAAGAGUAAUGGGUAGUUUUAGAAGAACAGUGGGUAAUGUAAGGUCUUUUAUGAGUAAUUCAAUGGGAGGUUUAAGAGGAGGAAGUAGUCUUGCUUCUUGGGUUGUUGCAGGAACUUUAGCUUAUUUUAUUUGGGUUAAACCCUCUCAAGAUCUGAGAAAACAACAAGAGGAAAGAGCUGCUCUAGCUGCAGCUUCAGCAUCAUCAGAUCCUUACCGGUAUGUCGAGAAAAGAAAACCCAUUCCCGAUCCACAGGAUAAUGGAUUAAUAUAUGGGAAGGGAAACAAAACGGAGAAACCGGAGGAGUAAUUCAACUUACAUUCAAAAUCGUUGAUAAAUGGAUUCAGAAAUUAAUGGUUGAUGUGUUUACUGGUAUAUGAUUCUCACUCUCCGAGUCUGUCAUUUUCCCGCCGCUGUAAAUGUUUUUUGUUCCGUCCUUAUUGUAUUUACUGGAUACUCCAUCUUGUACAGGGUUGAGCUUAUAAGUAAUGAUAUAGGACUCCCUCGCUCGCACACUUUGCUCGUGCGGUGAGUGUAAUUCAAUUUAGUUAAUGUAUAAUAAACAUGGCACACUUCGUGUGCAGUGUUUCAAUUUAGUUUGUGCAAAAUAAUUAUAAUUCAAAAUAUUUUUCAGAUA
Messenger RNA from Papaver somniferum (opium poppy), 750 nucleotides. RefSeq lists its product as uncharacterized. NCBI's taxonomy places the organism in Eukaryota, Viridiplantae, Streptophyta, Magnoliopsida, Ranunculales, Papaveraceae. The transcript has 4 exons. The record is from RefSeq and is a predicted model, not a curated record. Bases 123 to 422 code for a protein of 99 amino acids.